GAAAGUCGAAAGCGUGCGACGAUCAGGCACGCGAAAUUGUCGUGGGUGUCAAAAUUAAAAAUGGCAUCGGCUAUGGACAUAGAUGACGAGGAGAUUGAUUUACCAACUUCCAGCAGCAGCAAAGGAGAGAAGAAACGUUUCGAAGUGAAAAAGUGGAAUGCUGUUGCUCUAUGGGCCUGGGAUAUCGUGGUCGACAACUGUGCAAUUUGUCGAAAUCACAUCAUGGAUUUGUGCAUCGAAUGUCAGGCUAACCAAGCUUCCGCUACUAGCGAAGAAUGCACAGUCGCCUGGGGGGUGUGUAACCAUGCAUUCCAUUUCCAUUGCAUCUCUCGUUGGUUGAAGACUCGCCAGGUGUGCCCGUUGGACAAUCGUGAAUGGGAAUUUCAAAAGUAUGGCCACUAACCGGAUGCUCGCAGUCGACGCGAACAACAGAACCUUCAAGAACUACGCGACCGACCCUGGUGUAAUGAAAAAACAAUUUCUACAAAAUUAUCAAAAUCUGUUACGACUGCUUUCACGUCUCUUCUGAAAAAAAAGAAAAAUAUUAUAAUAAUUCAGUAAGUAUUCUCAGGUAUUGUCCAAUAUCGCACGUGGUAUAAAGUUAACAAGUAAUUAAAAUUUCACUUGUAAGCAGGUUAUUUCAUUUCUUUGAUGGACCGCUCUUACGUCAUGCCUUAGCUGAAGUAUUGCCAUUCUCGACGAAGUUAUUCAAGUUAUUUGCUCUUCAUACAAAUACGUAACGAUCGUGUUUCCAGAUUUAAAGCCGUCGUGUCGCUAUUUUGUAAUUAAUAUAGGUAUCAAAACUUGAAUAAAUUUAAAUGACAAAUCGUAAGUAUACACAUUCAGACUUAUCUUAUAGCUGAAAUUAACGUGAACGUAUAUUAAUGCAAGCAUUUCCCUCGUGUAAUUUGAAAAGUUCAUUGUAAGCUGUGUAGCUAAACUGCUCGAGGCUUUUGUUGUGAGGUGUAUAGACUUGGAAAAUUUACUCAAAUACUUUUUUUCCUUCUGUUUCCUGGUAGCAAAACUGGCCGUAAAAUUAUUCACUAUUCAUAAUAAAAAUGGAGUUUCAGUCGGGUAGUAAUCACCCAAGGGAACAAUCGAUUUUUAUUCUUGUGUUACAUAUAGGACUUUAUUUCCGACUCAUUCUGGCCGCAAUAUUUAUUUGAAAAUUGUGACGUUUAAAUCAGGCUAAUAUUUUCCGUAAAUGCGUAUUAGGGAAAAAUAUGCCACUUUCGUCCCGCUUUUGAGGUCAAAAAAGUUGACUUAAUGGUUGAUUCGGGAAGAAAAUACGUUAUACAUUAUAUGUAUACAUACAGUGAAAUAUAAAUACAAAUUAGGACUAUCUAUCAUUGGAUGACCAUGCGUAUCAUCUUGUAUCGUUAUCUAUUGAUCUACAUUUACAUAUAUCGGAACACCCUAUGUUUGUGUUUUUCGACAUAUUUAUAUUUACACAUGGGAGUUAAUUCAGAUAGCGGCAAUAGAAAUUUGAAAAUAAUCGUUCGUUCACAAUGCUGUGUUAUACCAAUUAAUAGGUUUUUGAUAGAGCACGUACAAUAGAUUUCUGCCAAAUGUCAAUCAUAUAAAAUUAUUUUAGCUACAUAGGUCUUUAAAUAUUGUUUCAUUCUUACGUCAUAGUUUCUUGAGAUUUUAUCUUAUAUUAAAGACACUUUUUUUUGAACGUAUCAAAAUUGAUUACUGUUUUUCUUUUUUUCUCGUUUCUUUCUUUUUUUUUUCUUGUGAAACUUGACGUGCAAUUCCAUACGUAUUUAUGGAUAAGGCGAAAUAAGUAUGAUAGUAUGAUGUAGGGAGAAGGGGGCGAAGCAUCGAAUAACAUAAAAAGUUAGGGUCUAACAUUUAUGUUCGUAUUUUACUUGGCAUGCGGCAGUCUUCUAGCAGCUUUGUAUUAUAACAAUUGAAUAUACAUAUAUAUUCGAUUAAAAGUAUAAUAAUAAUAAUAGUAAACAAUACUGUAAAUUAAAUUAUAGAUUUAAAUAUUAUACUGGUAUGAAGUAGGUUUGUUCUGGGAGUGUGUUUUUGUGACCUCUCUCUCUCAAAAAAAAAAAAGGUAAAAAUUUGUGAUAUAUAACCGUUCUUUAUUUCAGUCUGAUGAUUUUAUACAAAUAAUAAUAAUAAUAAUGGCCCAUUUUGCCAGGGUCUCAAAAAAUAGUUAUAU
This is a messenger RNA of Neodiprion virginianus, 2173 nucleotides long. Its product is annotated as RING-box protein 1A. Gene Ontology annotation, molecular function: cullin family protein binding; ubiquitin protein ligase activity; zinc ion binding. Gene Ontology annotation, biological process: protein ubiquitination; ubiquitin-dependent protein catabolic process. Lineage: Eukaryota; Metazoa; Arthropoda; Insecta; Hymenoptera; Diprionidae. The transcript is spliced from 5 exons. Bases 61 to 402 code for a protein of 113 amino acids. The record is from RefSeq and is a predicted model, not a curated record. Gene Ontology annotation, cellular component: nucleus; cullin-RING ubiquitin ligase complex.